AUGACAUUGAUGAGGGAUCAUGAAACAGAAGAUGAAGAAUUUUUUUGUUUUGUUUUGUUUUGUUUUGAAUUGAUUUUUUUUAUCUUCUCCUUCUUCUUCUUCUUGUUGUUGUUGUUGUUGACUAUCAACAACAAAAUGCCACCAAGAAAGAAGUCUACUGUUGUCACAGAACAAGAACUAGUCGGUGCUAGUAAUGAAGAACUCAUAGAUAUAAUCAACACCAACAUCAAUACAAAACAAGAUGAACUAUUCACGAAAUAUAAAUCCAAAGUGGAAUCACAGCUAGAACAAGAUCAUGAAUUGAUCGAAAGUCUACAGUUGGAAUUACAAGAUAAAAACUCCCGUAUAGAACAAUUAGAAGAACAAUUGGCAUCUUUGAAAAUCGAUUCAGCUGUUGAAUUUGCAUCUCCUAUAAGAAAGAAAACUGUUGGAAGAUUAAAUCAAGAUGAAUUAGCUAAAGAAAGAGAACAUAUUAGUCUUACUUUGGAUAUGAUUGAAUUAUUAACUGGUGUUAAAGUUGUUAAUUUUGAAAAUACCGAAGAUGAAUAUAUAUUUGAUAUUAAACAAUCUUCCAUGAAACAAGAAUUGGUGGUGCAUUAUCAAUUGGUAUUGUCUACAAUUCCAAAUAGUGAAAUUAAUUAUUUCCCAACAUUUCUUGAUGCUUUGGAAGGUGAUGAAGUUGAAGAAUAUGAAAAUACAAAAAGAUUACAAAAAGUAUUACCGGAAUAUCUAUGUGAGAAUUUGUCAUUUCCCUUUGAUACAUUAGCUCAAUUCUAUGGGAAAGUGAAUAGAGCAUUGAAUAAGAAAUGA
Molecule: messenger RNA, 810 nt
Organism: Candida tropicalis MYA-3404
Lineage: Eukaryota; Fungi; Ascomycota; Pichiomycetes; Serinales; Debaryomycetaceae
Exons: 1
Coding region: 1-810 (269 amino acids)
Biological process (GO): homologous chromosome segregation; attachment of mitotic spindle microtubules to kinetochore; meiotic sister chromatid segregation
Cellular component (GO): chromosome, centromeric core domain; monopolin complex; nucleolus
Molecular function (GO): protein binding; microtubule site clamp
Source: RefSeq, a predicted model, not a curated record